AUGCAACAACUUUAUCAAGAUGUAUUAAAAGCUAUUCUAAUUUUGGAUCAAGACGGAAAACGUAUUUUGGGCAAAUAUUAUGACAAACAAAUACUUGCCACAGAAAAGGAGCAAUCUGCUUUUGAAAAAAAUCUUUUUCAAAAAACACACAAGGCUAACGCAGAAAUAAUUCUUUUUGACGGCUUUAUUUGUGUUUAUCGUUCAAACGUCGAUUUAUUUUUUUAUGUUAUUGGAAGUUGUAAUGAAAAUGAAUUAAUUUUGCAAAGCGUUUUGAAUUGUUUCUACGAGGAUUUUUAUAAGAAUGCUAGCAAUAUGGACGAAUCUAAAAGGUUUUUUUAAUUUUACCCUUCAAUUUAUUCUACGGGGGGGGGUCGCAGGUUCGAUGCCGCUCGAGUGUCAAUAUUUUUUAUUUUCGUUUAUUUUCAUUUCUAUGCUUAUUUUCCCCUAUUUUAUUAAUUUUUAUAGUGUUAUAUAUUUUUUGUGACCCCCUGGCCGUAGAAUGCCUGUCCGGGUUCAAACUUUUAUUUCCCUUCUAUUUGUAUUCUAUCCCCAUUCCUAGGCUUUCCACAUUCUAUAAACUUCUCAAAAAAUUUUUUUUAAAGUGUACAACAACA
Meloidogyne enterolobii is the source of this 614-nucleotide messenger RNA. The record is from the annotation of a GenBank genome assembly. NCBI's taxonomy places the organism in Eukaryota, Metazoa, Nematoda, Chromadorea, Rhabditida, Meloidogynidae.